CAGACCGGAUGUGCUCUUCUUGUUCUUGCCGCGGCCAACAUGGCGACUGACGCAGAUGAGGGUCAUUAUUUUGUGAGAGAAAUUGAGAAAAACGACGGUUGUACCUUAAAAGUGAAGCAGUGCUAUUUAGGAGACGUCGGCUGUGUUGUUUGGGAUGCAGCUAUCGUUCUUGCGAAAUAUUUAGAGACGAAACAAUUUUAUGAUCCGUCCUCAGGAGUGAACGUCUGGGCUGGCAAGAGUGUAGUGGAGUUAGGAGCUGGGACAGGAGUUGUUGGUCUGAUGGCAGCAACACUGGGAGCGCAAGUUACUGUGACUGACCUGGAGGAUUUGCAGACCCUCCUAAGGGCGAACAUCCUGGAAAACCAGGCACUUAUCAGUAGUGGAUCAAUUACUGUCAAGGUACUGAAAUGGGGUGAAGAUGUGUCUGAGUUCCUGCCUCCCCCACAUUAUGUCCUUAUGGCAGAUUGCAUCUAUUAUGAGCAGUCUAUUGUUCCACUGGUGGAGAGCUUGAAGCUGCUCUCUGGACCAGAGACCUGCAUUAUUUGCUGCUAUGAGCAACGCACAGAGGGCAUCAACCCAAAAGUGGAAAGGCAGUUUUUUGAGUUGCUGCAACAAAACUUCAGCUGUGAGGAGAUCCCUUCAGAUAAGCAAGACCCAGAGUUUAGUAGUCCAGACAUCCACAUCCUGCACAUCCGAAGAAAAGUCUCUGAGUUUGUGUGGUGAAAGUUGUGCGUACAAUAAUCAGUGCUCCACCCUACUACAUGAAAAUCUGGUUGUGAAAUUGAAAAUUUGAAGUCUGUACUGGCAUGUGUGGAAUAGUCAAUGUGUCUUCAUUCUUGCACUCUUUUAAACAUUUUUUUUAAGAAAUAUAUUUUCUGAUAUAUCACUAAACACUGUCCUGAUGCAAUUUUUUUCAUACACUAUAAACUAAGUUUAGAUAAUA
Siniperca chuatsi (mandarin fish) is the source of this 943-nucleotide messenger RNA. RefSeq names its product valosin containing protein lysine (K) methyltransferase (gene vcpkmt). Bases 40 to 723 code for a protein of 227 amino acids. The record is from RefSeq and is a predicted model, not a curated record. Gene Ontology annotation, molecular function: protein-lysine N-methyltransferase activity. Gene Ontology annotation, cellular component: cytoplasm; cytosol. The transcript has 5 exons. Gene Ontology annotation, biological process: peptidyl-lysine methylation. NCBI's taxonomy places the organism in Eukaryota, Metazoa, Chordata, Actinopteri, Centrarchiformes, Sinipercidae.